Molecule: messenger RNA, 3458 nt
Organism: Danaus plexippus (monarch butterfly)
Lineage: Eukaryota; Metazoa; Arthropoda; Insecta; Lepidoptera; Nymphalidae
Product: beta-1,4-N-acetylgalactosaminyltransferase bre-4-like
Exons: 4
Coding region: 401-1381 (326 amino acids)
Biological process (GO): glycosphingolipid biosynthetic process; carbohydrate metabolic process
Molecular function (GO): N-acetyl-beta-glucosaminyl-derivative 4-beta-N-acetylgalactosaminyltransferase activity
Source: RefSeq, a predicted model, not a curated record
UUAGUUCGUUUAAACAGCAAAAAUUUAAAAUUAACUAUUCUCAAUCUAUCAAAGCAUACCAAAGUACAUAACUUAGCUAUCGAUUUUAGGACAGUUUAUUCAAUGUCAACUUUCAGUUCUCACGUUGACAUAAAAUGACAGCUUAAAACUUCGACUUUGAAGUUCGUAGAAAGAAAACACGGUGUAGAAUUUAUUAUACACUAUAAUAUUGAUGUGAUUGUUAUAAAUCAACAUGUAGAAUUGCAUGCUGAUAGUUAGAUGUACACGCUCUAUAUUAAAAUAUUAUAUACAAGUAUAGCAGAUAAAUAGUGUUCAUGUGAAUUAUUUCCAAGUUCCGUUCUUCAAUAAGCAUGUGAGAGAAUUUUAUAUAAUAAAAAUCCGUUUACAGUAUAGUUCCCAAAUGCCGAAAUGGUUCUCAUGUCAGAGGCUUCUGCAUCUACAGCUCAGCACGUCUCUGUUCGUCACUCUAGUUUUAAUUGCUGUCGUCCAAUUUUUUGCUUGCUACACCACCUACAACUACAAUCACCUGACAGCCGAUAAUCUUGGCAGCAGCCUUUAUCAUGUCACAAAUCCCAAAUUAGUAAUUAACAAAUCGAAACCAGAAUGCAAGUAUGAAGAUCUACUCCUAAGUUCCAAGUCAACGGCUGUGUGGGACGUACCAAAGAAUUACGAUGACUUUUUACCGACUGGAAUUCUGAAUGGAAGCUACUUCCCUGAUGUCUGUAAUCCUUUAUACAGUGUUGCCAUUCUAGUAACCUACAGAAACCGGCAGAGCCAAUUAGACAUAUUUAUACCAUACAUGCACAAUUUUCUACGUAAACAAAGGAUACAUUACAAAAUAUAUGUAAUAGAGCAGCAGGACAAUAAGCCUUGGAACAAGGGUAUGUUAUACAACAUAGGAGCAAAACAGGCCAUAGCAGACAAGUUCCCAUGUCUCAUCCUGCAUGAUGUGGACCUCUUGCCGCUGGAUGAGGCUAACCUAUACGCCUGCCUCAAACAACCCAGACACAUGAGUGCUAGCAUUGACAAAUUCCGAUAUGUGCUCAUCUAUAGCAGUCUAGUGGGCGGAGUGCUCGCAAUAACAUCAGAGCAAUAUAUGGAAGUCAAUGGCUUCUCCAACAAAUAUCAAGGCUGGGGCGGAGAGGACGAUGAUUUUGCAAAUAGACUUAUGAUGUAUGACCUCGAGAUGAUGAGGUUACCACCGACCCAGUCCAGGUACACCAUGUUGCGGCACAGACAGGAAAAGAAGAAUAAGAAUCGGCACAGAAUAAUGUCUGAUAAUAAGAAUAAGAUACACUUGGAUGGAGUCAGAGCACUCCCGCACUACACGGCCAGCGUCCGAGACCACAGGCUGUACAGCAUGGUGAGCGUCAGGUUAUGAUCUCCAGGGAAUGUGUUAUCAUCAUCUAUCAUGGGAUAUCUUCUUUAAGAGGACAUGGUUUUCUAUGAGCUGUGUAUAUGGAGACCGGUGACAAACAGUUUCAUUGGUUGUGUGAGUUGUAGCUCUACAUAUGCAUCAUACUGUAUUCUUUAGUUCUAGUAUCCCCGGAGUGUCUGUCUCGGUUACAUGUAUUGUGAUGAAUGAUUUUGAAUCUCGUUAGUCUUUAAGAUUAUUUAAAAUUAAAAUCUGUUUUGUGAACACACUUUACACUUAUAAAGUGAUCAUGAACCAGUACUCGGUACUUAGAAAUUUAUAGCUUAUUAAUAAUAGGCCACUGUUGUGUCACGGCCUGUGUGUUUGUUCUCUAUGUAAUUAGUAAUUAUUUUCCAUUCCCCUAUCAUAAUAAUAUCUGUAUAGUUUUAUUAUAUUUUAACACGACAUCAACAUAAGUCGCACAAAACUAUCCAGAUUUAUAUAAAACAAUAAACGUAGUGUGUCCUUGUAGCGUCUCUCGAUAGGCAGUAUAGGAAUGUUCCCACGUCAGUGUCAACGGAUGGACAUCAACGAUAAACUGGAAACUGUCGGUGUGUAGUUUGAUAGGAACACUUGCUGUAAGGUUACUGCAGUGGCGUGCACAGAGAUUUGGGGUAGGUGAGCAAAAUAUGUUUGGAAAAAAUAUACUAAUUUUUAUCAUUUCCUUUUCUAAAACAUUGAUAAUAAUAAGGUCUUUCGCAAGUAUUCAUUUAAAUGAAACUAAUAUUUUCGGAUUGCUACGCGUAAUUUAUAAUUGUUAUGCAGACGAGAUAUCUGCAGUGAUCACGGUUGCUGCUGAGUAAUCGGAAUGUCGGGAGAAUGUAAUCCGAAAAUAUUAGUUUCAUUUAAACAUUGAUAAUAUUCGCGCAUAAUGUAUAAAUGAAUGUAAUGAAUCUCUCAACCGCCUCUGAGCCACGAGAGAACCUUUAAACGAUUAAGAUCUGUUCAUCACCGUUUUAAAAAGUUAUUAAAAUCGGAAUAUCCAGUGGAGAUCCAAACAUUCUUAUUAUUAUUAUUAUUUAAAAACAACAGACAAAUAAUAUAUUUGUGUGUACACAACCUGCUAGCUUAUUAAAACAAUCAUAAUACUUUUUAUUAAAAAGAAUAACAUUACCUUUGUUUUAGUUCCAUCUCAACUGGUCACACACCUUCCCUUUGUAAUUAUUUUAGUUUUAUUAUCAAACGACAAUAUUGAAAAUCUAAUCGUAAUUAAUUUCGAUAAACACAUCACCAGCACAAAGCUCACAGCUAUAACUUUCCAUCAUUCGUUAAUAAAUUAAUUCACUAUUUACUAAUUAGCUAAUUAAAACUUAUUCACUUGCGCUUAGAAAGACAAAAGACAAUAUUCAAUAAUAAUAAAAUGGUGAAAAAAAUAUAUGAACAGUUUUCCGACCAAUCAGAGAGUCCCGUUUCAUUUGACAAUUAACGGACUUUCUUUGAGAUUUUAAACAAUAAAAUAUGCAAUGCCUCACGAAUACAACUCAUGCAUAGGUUUUUCCACACACACAUGCAAACAUUUCUGCAUACACACGAGAUUAAUAGAUCGUCCUUGAGUAUUUAUGUAUGGAAAAUAAGCACCGAGUGGUUGUGCCUAGCGCCGCUGUGGCAGCAUAGCCGCGCUAGCAGUUAGCAGCGGCCGAUCGAAAAUGUUUCGUUUUUACAUUGAUAGAUGGCACUUUAAGCAAAUCGUGAAUCAAAUGUCAUUUUAAAUGUCUGUAAACAUUUGUAUUUCGUAAUGUAUGUAAAUAAGAAUUAAACAAUAUAGGUUUAGUUGUUAUAUGGGUAGGGUAUGAGGUGCUUAUUUUCAUCUAUGGAGUGCACGCCACUGGGUUACUGUAUGCUUACUACACGUUUACAGUGCCACUACAUACGGAUCGUUUCUCGUAUUUUAUUCAAUAACCUACGUUAAUGCUAUAACUUGUGGAGAUUAACGGAUGUGAAACUGUUUACGCGGCGUCUGUAGUUUGGAUGUGUACACUCCAUACCGUCGAGACACCUCGUGCGUGUACACGUGUUUCCGCGAGAAAUAAAUGAUAAGCAAUUA